This is a messenger RNA of Sphaerulina musiva SO2202, 3055 nucleotides long. RefSeq names its product coatomer beta subunit. The transcript has 2 exons. Gene Ontology annotation, molecular function: protein binding; structural molecule activity. Gene Ontology annotation, biological process: intracellular protein transport; endoplasmic reticulum to Golgi vesicle-mediated transport; intra-Golgi vesicle-mediated transport. NCBI's taxonomy places the organism in Eukaryota, Fungi, Ascomycota, Dothideomycetes, Mycosphaerellales, Mycosphaerellaceae. Bases 190 to 2763 code for a protein of 857 amino acids. The record is from RefSeq and is a predicted model, not a curated record. Gene Ontology annotation, cellular component: COPI vesicle coat.
UCCUCCCGGUCACUGCAAUUGUCCCUUCCUCUGCCGCCACAUUGCACAGAGAGGCAUAUCGCAUUCUCGGGCAUGGGGAGUCUCUAGAGCGACAGCUGGACUUUCACUGCACUCAUAUCAGCACCGCCGCUGCGACCCACUCCCCAAAACCCCGAUCCAUCCCUUGCAUACCAUUAGACGACUACCACCAUGAAGCUCGACGUAAAGAGACAGCUGUUUGCGCGCAGUGAGCGUGUCAAGGGCAUCGACUUUCACCCCACCGAGCCAUGGAUCCUCACCACUCUUUACAGUGGCCACGUCUACAUCUGGUCGUACGAAACACAAUCCAUCGUCAAAACAUUCGAGCUGGCCGAUGUGCCUGUGCGAGCCGGUCGCUUCAUCGCUCGCAAGAACUGGAUAGUCUGCGGAAGCGAUGACUUCCAGCUGCGAGUCUACAACUACAACACUUCCGAGAAGAUUACGAGCUUCGAAGCACAUCCCGACUACAUUCGCGCCAUCGUUGUUCACCCCAGCCAGCCUUUCGUUCUGACUGCUAGUGAUGACAUGACGAUCAAGCUUUGGGAUUGGGACAAGGGCUGGCAAUGUGUGCAAGUCUUCGAGGGGCACAACCACUAUGUGAUGGGCCUUGCGAUCAAUCCCAAGGACACAAAUACCUUCGCCUCGGCAUGUCUCGAUCGGACUGUGAAGAUUUGGAGUUUGGGCUCAAGAACGGCAAACUAUACUCUGGAAGCGCAUGAGACGAAAGGAGUGAAUCACGUCGACUACUAUCCGCAGUCUGACAAGCCAUAUCUUUUGACGACUUCCGAUGAUCGGACAGUCAAGAUCUGGGACUAUACAACAAAGGCGCUAAUUGCGACAUUGGAAGGCCACACAUCGAAUGUGUCGUUUGCCUGCUACCACCCGGAGCUGCCGGUCAUCAUUUCCGGCUCAGAAGAUGGCACGGUCAAGAUAUGGCAUGCUAACACAUACCGGCUCGAACAGUCGCUCUCAUACGGCUUGGAACGCGCAUGGUGUGUUUCGUACCAGCGCGGAAAGCAGGGCAUUGCCAUGGGUUUUGAUGAUGGUGCAGUCGUAGUGAAGAUGGGUCGUGAAGAGCCAGCAGUCUCAAUGGAUGGAUCCGGCAAGAUCAUUUGGGCACGACAUUCGGAAAUCCUCACAUCUGUCAUCAAAGGUGGUGACAAAUCUGUCAAGGAUGCACAGCCUAUAUCUUUGCCUUCAAAAGAUCUUGGCAGCACUGAAAUUUACCCUCAAACAUUGCUCCACUCACCAAAUGGACGAUUCGUGGCUGUCUGUGGAGACGGCGAGUACAUCAUCUACACAGCACUUGCACUUCGAAAUCAAGCCUUUGGGUCAGCACUGGACUUCGCUUGGGCGUCAAAAGACAAUGACAAGGACUAUGCGAUCCGGGAAUCACAGUACUCGGUCAAGAUCUACCGCAACUUCAAGCCAAAGGGGGGCGACGGCACAGUCAACGUUGGCUACACUGCAGAUGGCUUGAGUGGUGGUGUCCUACUUGGUAUCAAAGGCCAAGGUGGAAUUGGCUUUUUUGACUGGGAAACUGGCAAGCUUGUUCGCCGCAUCGAAGUCGAGCCUAAGAACGUCUACUGGUCAGAGUCGGGUGAGCUUGUUGCUCUAGCAUGCGAGGACACGUUUUAUGUACUCCGCUACUCGAGGGAGCAAUAUGUGGCUGCUGUGCAGUCUGGCGCCGUGGAAGACGAUGGUGUUGAGGAUGCCUUUGAAGUGGUUUGCGACAUCAACGAGAGCGUACGAACCGGACAGUGGGUGGGUGAUUGCUUCGUCUACACCAACAGCACGAAUCGCCUCAACUAUCUGGUGGGUGACCAGACAUACACUGUCUCGCACUUCGACCAGCCAUACUACGUUCUGGGUUACCUCACACGCGAUGGGCGUGUCUACGUCUGCGACAAGGAUGUCAACGUCAUUUCAUUUGCUCUCUCUGUCAGUGUCAUUGAAUUCCAGACUCUGGUACUCCGAGGUGAGCUUGAGUCUGCAAUGGCAAUGCUGGAAGAGGGUGAGAUUCCCGAAGAGCAGAAGACGAAGAUUGCACGGUUCCUCGAGGGCCAGAACUACAACGAAGAAGCUCUUCAGGUGUCCACAGACAACGAGCAUCGAUUUGAGCUCGCACUCGGACUUGGAGAGCUAGAUAUCGCGCUUGACCUCGCCAGACAGGCUGACGUCGAGCACAAAUGGAAGACCGUCGGCGAUGCGGCACUGGCCCGGUUCAACAUUGCUCUCGCCGAGGAGUGCUUUCGUAGCGCCAAGGACCUGAGCUCUCUCCUCCUUCUUUACACAUCAUCGGCCAGCGAGGAUGGUCUGCGGUGGGUGGCAAGCAAGGCGCAAGAAGUCGGGCAACACAACGUCGCCUUUACAUGCCUAUGGAGUGUUGGAGAUGUCGACGCAUGUCUCGACCUUCUCAUCAAGACCGAUCGACUUGCGGAAGCCGUUCAGACUGCACACACAUACAAGCCUUCGCGGCUGUUGGAGAUUGUAGGGCUGUGGAAGGCGUCAUUGGAGAAGAUUGGAAAGGGAAAAGUGGCGCGACUGAUUGGCUCCCCUGACCAAGAUCCGGAUAUGUUCCCCAACUUUGAAGAGUCUUUGCGACUAGAGCAAGAAGGUGGCGGACACGCCGAUCUGAUAGACGUGAACGGCGGCGAAGAGGAGACCCAAGCCACUGCCGAGGCGGAUCAGGAAGAGGUGGAGGCCGAGCAAGAGGUGGAGCCCGAAGCCGAAGCCGAAGAAUAGAGCAAAACAAGUAGUGAUAUGAUAGCGAAAAUUCUUGAUCCCAUUCCUGGGGUUCAUAUGUGCAAGAUUCAAGGACAGCUUGUAGCGUCGCGACGUAAUGAACAUUAUCUACAGGUAUAAUUUGUCCUCGAAUUUCGAAACCUCGGGAUCAGAUAUGAACAGAGUGCAAUCGAUAUUACCCUUCAUGAUCCCUUGCAAACACCCCCAACGAGCACUGUGUUGUACCCGCAGCAUGUCAAUAGUCUAAGGUAGGCAUCAGUCUUCACUUGCCGUCAAGGCAUGUUGGUUGAUU